AUGACGACUGAAAGCUCAGCACUGAUGCAUCGUGUUCUUCUUUACACAAUCCUGCAGUUACAAGUCCAAGAUAAUCCUCCUUCACUAUUCGGUUUGGCCAGUUUACGAACCCAUCUCAUCCGUCUCGUCAGGCCAACUGCCGUUGCUCAGCUGUUCUUCCUGCUCCCAUUUCUCCUCCUCUUCCUCCUUAAGCCCAUUCAGCAGCCACAAAUGCCUCCUGCCCAAUUUCCUACGCCCAUACUUUUAUAUGUAAGAUGCGAAUAG
Molecule: messenger RNA, 264 nt
Organism: Protopolystoma xenopodis
Lineage: Eukaryota; Metazoa; Platyhelminthes; Monogenea; Polystomatidea; Polystomatidae
Source: the annotation of a GenBank genome assembly